AUGAGUUCACAGUCAAACCUAAUCCAUCAAGGAGGCAACCCUUCCUCAGCACGGCGUAAUCUGGAUCUGGCAGCGGAGGAUGAGAUUAUCCGCAUCCCAGCAUGUGAUCUGUCUGAGGCGUCUGAACGUUUCAAGAGAACACUUAUUGGUAGAGUCCUUCACAGAGGAGGAAGAAGUGUUGAAGCGAUGAUUGCCCUCCUUCCGAGAGCUCGUAUCUGGAACGUGGAAGGGAGAGCACGCGGGGUGAAUCUGGGUAACGGCUGGUUCCGCUUUGAUUUUGAUAAGGAGGAAGAUCUCGUCAUGGUUCUGAAUAAGAGGCCUUGUCACUUUAAUCAUUGGAUCUUUGCUCUGGAACGAUGGGAACCAUCAACAAGCGAAAACUUCCCCAACACGAUCCCUUUUUGGAUCAAGAUCACGGGUGUACCAGUGCACUUCUGGAAUGAUUAUACCUUCAAUUCAAUUGCAAAAGCACUGGACAAGAAGGUGGAUAUUGAUGCAAAGAACGCUCGUAUCCAAGAUGCAGAUCAACCUCUAAAGAUGGAGGCAGAAGUGGAAUUUCCCAAUGGAGAUUUCGGAAAAGUAUACAUGACAUACGCAGGCCUCAACCGUCACUGCUAUGGAUGUAAACGUAUCUCCCAUGAUAUUUACUCUUGUUUGGAUCUGGCUCAGGAGGAGCGUGAGAAAAAGAUAAAAGAAUUUCGGGAGCUCAACGCAUCGGCCUCUCAAGCCCACACGUACCAAGCUCUGGCUGGACCGGGGGGGGGGAGACUACAAGGGCAGUGCACCAAGUAA
Messenger RNA from Brassica oleracea var. oleracea, 792 nucleotides. RefSeq lists its product as uncharacterized. Bases 1 to 792 code for a protein of 263 amino acids. NCBI's taxonomy places the organism in Eukaryota, Viridiplantae, Streptophyta, Magnoliopsida, Brassicales, Brassicaceae. The record is from RefSeq and is a predicted model, not a curated record. The transcript has a single exon.